Messenger RNA from Cygnus atratus (black swan), 5492 nucleotides. RefSeq names its product transmembrane protein 132C (gene TMEM132C). NCBI's taxonomy places the organism in Eukaryota, Metazoa, Chordata, Aves, Anseriformes, Anatidae. The transcript is spliced from 9 exons. The coding region runs from base 260 to 3592 and encodes 1110 amino acids. The record is from RefSeq and is a predicted model, not a curated record.
GGCGAGCAGCCGGGGGGCGACCCAGCCCCUCCGCUCGGAAAGUUUUCCUUGGCGGGGCCGGGGGUCCCGGCAGCCGCUCCCCCCGCCCCCCCCGGCUCUGGGGUAGGGCUUCGAGGGGUCGGCAUGGGCAGGAGCCCCCAGCGGUGCUGAGCGGGGUCUCGGUGUGUGCCUGCGGCGAUGGCGAGCCGGGGGAGCUAGCGGGGCGGCGGCGGCCGAGCCUCCCGGAGCCGCUCCCGGGACGUGUCCCCGUCUCGGCGGCAUGGCGGGGGCUGCCCGCGGCGCCGUGCCCCGCCGGGCGGCUCUCAGCCCGCUGCGGGCGGCCCGCAGCCUGCUCCUGGCGGCCCUGCUCCGCGGAGUGGCAGAGAGUCGAGGGGUCUUGGACAAUAAUCAGAGAUUUUCUUCUUCACCAACUUACCUACCUGUGAGCUACCGGAUCUUCAGUGCCGAGACAUCUUUCUUCCUCAAAGAAGCCAACCAGGACUUCAUGAGAAAUUCCAGUUUGCAGUCCAGGGUGGAAUCGUUCUUCCCAUACAAAGCCAAGAGGCCACCCGUAUUAAAUGCCAGCUAUGGACCUUUUUCCAUUGAACAAGUUGUGCCCCAGGACCUAAUGUUAACUUCCAACUUCUUUGGAUCUGCCAACAAGUUUACUUAUAACUGGAAACUCAAGGCCUUCAUAAUGAGUGACAAAAUUUAUGUGAGCAAGCCCAAAGUCCAGGUCCUGUUCUACAUCGUGGGCAGAGACUGGGAUGACUACAGCACCACGGAGCGGCUGCCCUGCCUGCGGGUGUUUGCCUUUCGAGAGACGCGGGAGGUCAGAGGCAGCUGCAGGCUGAAGGGGGACCUGGGGUUGUGUGUGGCAGAGCUGGAACUCCUGGCAAGCUGGUUUAACCCCCCCACGGUUGUCACAGGCCGUAAGAAGCCACCUGAUUUUUCUGAAGGGAGCCCUGUGGAGCUUUACUACACGGUCCAACCAGGAGAUGAGAAGGGAGAAUGUACUGCUGAGGAUGUAAGGAAGGGAAAUGCUAUCCGGCCAGGAAAAGAUGGCCUGGAUGGAACCAUGUCCCACCUACAGAGGAUUGGAUCAGUCAGCCUCUAUCGAGGCCAGGAAACUUCUCAGCUAACGGAGCUACGGCUGGACAGUAACAUUGUCAUCUGGCUGCCCUCAAAACCUGUCAAACAAGGAGAAGUUGUGAACAUUUAUGUGACGAUUGCCACCAAUUCUACAGUGGAUCAGUUCAUACUCAGGGCAAAGGUGAAGAAAGGUGUAAAUAUUCUCAGUGCAAAGACAAGUGAUCCCCAGCAAUGGGACGUGAAACAAGAAGUGGGGAAUGGUGGAAAGCAUUCAACCGCAACAGUUAUUUGUCAGAGGAUAGCACCAAGUUCAAGGAACAGAAGUAACAGUUUAUUCAAUGAGGUCGUGCAGAUGAACUUUGAAAUAGCCAGUUUCAGCAGCCUUUCUGGAACGCAGCCCAUCACCUGGCAGGUGGAAUACCCUCGGAAAGGGACAACAGACAUAACCUUGUCUGAAAUCUUCAUCUGCCAAAAGGAUCUUGUUGGAAUUGUUCCAUUGGCAAUGGAUACAGAAAUACUGAACACUGCAAUUCUCACAGGAAAAACAGUGGCAGUGCCCAUCAAAGUGGUCUCCAUUGAGGAGAACAGUGCUGUGACAGACAUCUCUGAAUCAGUUGAGUGCAAAUCCUCUGAUGAAGAUGUCAUCAAAGUUUCUGACAGGUGUGACUAUGUUUAUGUCAAUGGUAAAGAAAUGAAAGGCAAGGUGAACGCACUCGUGAACUUCACCUACCAGUAUCUGAGUGCUCCUCUGCAAAUCACAGUCUGGGUUCCACGCCUGCCUCUUCAGAUCGACAUUUCAGACACAGAACUGAGCCAAAUAAAAGGCUGGCGAGUCCCCGUGGUUUCCAACAAAAGGCCCACCAGAGACAGUGAUGAUGAGGAUGAAGAUGAACGGAAAGGGAGAGGAUGCACUCUCCAGUACCAGCAUGCCAUGGUGCGAGUCCUGACACAGUUCGUAGCUGAGGAUUCCAGCCCUUGGGGUCAGCUGAGCUACCUGCUGGGCUCUGACUGGCAGUUUGACAUUACAGACCUGGUGAUGGAUUUUAUGAAACUGGAGGAACCUCACAUUGCCAAGCUGCAGGAAGGCAGGAUUUUGAUCGGACGGGAAGUAGGAAUGACAACGAUGCAGGUUUUGUCUCCUCUGUCUGACUCCAUCCUGGCAGAGAAGACAGUGACUGUUCUAGAUGACAAAGUGACCAUAACAGACCUUGGAGUCCAACUGGUGGCAGGGCUUUCACUUUUUCUUCAGCCAAGCGCAGCAAGUAAUCAGGCUAUUGUGGCUACAACCAUUGCCCAAGAGCUACUUCAUACUCCUAAGCAGGAGGCUGUGGUAAGCACCUGGAUUCAGUUCAGUGACAGCUCUGUUACUCCGCUGGACAUUUAUGACCCUAAGGACUUCUCUCUUUCUGCCGUGUCAUUAGAUGAAGCUGUUGUCUCAAUCCACCAGAACGCUGCCUUGAAAUGGCCAGUUGUAGCAGCGGAAGGUGAAGGUCAGGGCACAUUAAUCAAGGUGGACAUGAUGAUUUCUGAAGCCUGCCAAAAGUCCAAGAGGAAAAGUAUCCUGGCUGUGGGAAACGGCAACGUCAAAGUCAAGUUCGGCCAGAAUGAUGCAGACUCUGAUCCAGGUGGAGAUUAUGAUGCUGAUGAGAUUGAAAACCAUGCUAGCGACCGGCGACACAAAGUGUCAGAUCAGGAGCGGUACGGCCAGGAUGGACGAUAUUAUGGUAGCUCUUCAGCAGAGCGAGAGGAAAGCGCCAUCAGGAAAGUCAGCACCACUGCAAAAUCUGUAAUAAAAAAUAAAGUGAUGAAAAACAACAGGCUGGAUGGUGGCAAACUCUCAGAUGAUAGCCAGCUGCAGAACAUCCCCAUAGACUUCACCAACUUCCCUGCUCAAAUAGACCUCCCAAAAGGCAGUGCAGGCAUGGAGGAAAAUGAUCUGGUGCAGACACCCAGAGGCCUUAGCGAUUUGGAGAUCGGGAUGUAUGCUCUGCUAGGUGUCUUCUGCCUGGCAAUUCUAGUCUUCCUAAUAAACUGUGCAACAUUUGCACUUAAGUACCGUCACAAGCAGGUUCUGGUGGAAGGACAGGCCACCAUGACCCAUUCCCAUGACUGGGUCUGGCUGGGAAAUGAAGCAGAACUGCUGGAGAACACAGCAGAUGCAUCACCUCAGCAGGAUGAGCACACAACCAUUAUUGACCGAGGGACGGGUUGCGAGGAGAGCAACCAGCUCCUCAACGGCAGUGCUCAGAAGAACAUUCAGAGCCAGGUUCACAGGCGUGCUGACUCAGGGGGCAAGCUUGUAAAGGACCAGAAAUCCGAACCUUUACAUUCGCCAACAUCUAAACGGAAGCGGGUAAAAUUCACAACAUUCACUACCAUCCCACCCGACGAUGGUUGUCCUACUGUCAAUUCAAUCCUAAGUAGCAAUGAUGAUGACAUUAAAUGGGUGUGCCAGGAUAUGGACCUGGGGGACUCCAAAGAGAUAAGAAAUUACAUGGAGAAGUUCAAAGACAAAGUGUAGCUCCUCGCUGUUUUUUAGGAGGUUUAACCACACCUUGAUGCCUUCAGUUCUACAAUAUAUAUUGGGAGAGAAGAGGGAAAGGGGAAGGAGUCACCAGGAGAAAUGAUGAGGCAGUUUUUGUAAUCAGGGAAAGAAAUUUGCCAAACUGUCCACAGUUAGUUUUUUUUCAAUUAGGUGUUUCACUUUGUUUUGUUUUUCCAACAGUUAUUCUGCUAUUCAUGGAUUUAAGAAGUGGAGUAUAAAUAGCAGAAAGGAACAAGGAAAUGGUAUGAUCAAUGUAAUGAACUGGACAAGGUGAGGUUGUGAAAAUGUAUUUUAUGGGUCAUAGAAACAAUAAUGAUACUAAUGUUUCAAAGUACCAAAACUAUUCAGGAAAAAAAAAAAGAAAAAGAGAGAGAGAGAGAAAGAGAAUAUAAGACCAUGAAAAGAAUAAGCAAGAGACAAACAAUGACUUGUUUAUAUUACUAAUAGAACAUCCCAAUUUUGGACAUAUGACCUGUAAGGAGACUUUUUAGACUGAUAUUCAGGCUGGUUCUUUCUAUUCCUUCAUUUGAAGUGAAGAUGUGUCUUUGGUAUUGAAUAUGAAGGAGAAAGAAAUUACCAGGUAGUUUUAGUUUUACUUAUCUGAUUGUCUUAUAAGUUGAAACAGAAUAAUUUUCCCUUUCGUAAUAUUCUUCUAAAUAUUUUAAAAACAGGAAAAAAUUCAACCCAGUAAGUUCACAGUGGACCAAAAAUAUUUUAUUUCUAAGUUAGCUAUAAGUAAUCUGCUGUCAUUUAAAGAAUUCAGAGGAUAAAUACUGACUAAUAAUCUCUAUGUGGUGUCUCUUCUGAAAGCAAAAGCCUCAGUUGUUUCACCCUAGCUAAAAAUAUGUUCUGUUUGGAAGGAGUGUUCAUUUUACUUUCAGGUUUGGAUUGUUUGUUUCAUUGUUUGUUUUAAAUCUCCACAACCAAAGUUCCCAUGUUUCACCAAGGGAAGAAGGUGCUUGUUUAUGUUAGUAUGUUGAAAUAAUAACCGAUGGGAGUGCUCCCUGGUGCAUUUUAAGUGUACCUGGAAUGGACACCAUGCAGGUCAAAUAUGUACAGUCUGGAUAUUUUUUUUUCCGAGUCCAUGAAUUCAUGAUUUCAUUCUAUAAUCUCUGUUUAUUCCAAUGUCACCAGCUCUCACCAAACUCUGAAGCUAGAGGAAUGGACUUUAGGACACUGAUUGUCCUCAGACUUGCAUUUCCUUGUACUGGGAGAGCUGGCCUCAGGACAGACUGUUGGGAGGGGGGAAAAUAUUACUGAAGGAAGAUCAAGAAAUAACUGCAAUUUUUAUUUUAUUUUAUGUUAUUUUAUUGACAUUAGACCAGCUAAGACGGAAAAUUUUAGACUAGAUUGUACAGCUGUUGUUUUGUAUUAAAAAAAAAAAAAAUCAUAAUACAAAACCAGUAAUGAAUCUAAAGCAAAUACAAAAUAGAGCCAUACAUUCAUUGUGUAAACUGGCAGAACUCCAUUGACUCAGUGCCAGUUUAGACCAACGGAAGAUGCAGAUCAAAAUCUAUACAAUGAGGAAACCACUGACAAACCAAAACCUUCUGUAACUCGAAGGAAGAUGGUAUAUCCAACUAUCCAACCUUUAGGAAAGCAGUAUUAUUUCUUGACUGUUAGCCAGAAGCACUUGCAUAGUCCUGUCUUUAUUCAUGGAUUUUUUUUUUAAUUACUAAACUCAGUAGUUUGUUGGUUUUUUGUUGUUGUUGUUUGUUUGUUGUUUUUUUCUUGGACAAAAUCAAGCCUGCCACACAGUAACAUAGAUGGACGUUUUAACAAGAUAAGCCUAGUAUGCAUUGUAGACUGAAAGAAUGUAAUAUUUAUUUAUACAUGUUAUACAAAUUGUAAUUAAAAUGCUUUACAUGGCUUGACA